AUGUCUGUUUUAAGUGAUUCAGUCAAGCUACCUUGUGGCUUGGUCUUCCCCAACCGACUGUCCAAGGCCGCAAUGGCCGAGAACAUGGCGAAAACAAACAGUCCCAAUGAAGACUUUAACGAGGCAUACAACAAGUGGAGCGCGGGCGGAUGGGGCAUGAUCAUGACCGGAAAUGUGCAAGUCGACAUCGAUCACCUUGGAAACUUCAUGGACCCUGCCUUUCAAGGCGAAAACGCGACCUCUAAGGAGAUUCAUAUGGAGUCGUGGAAGAAAUAUGCUGCCGCCAGUCAAAAGCAUGGCUCGCCCACCAUUGUUCAAAUAUCCCAUCCGGGGAAACAAUCCCUUCGGGGCGCAGGGCGCAGAGGCCUUUUGACUUCUACGAUAGCACCAAGCGCAAUCCCAUUGACACUAGGCACUGGCCUCUUGGAUUCGGCCGUGACGUCUCUUGCAUUUCCCAAGCCACGGGAAAUGACACCGAAGGAUAUCGAGAGAGUCAUUCGUCUUUUUGUAGAUACGGCCCGUAUGGUGGCGGACAGUGGGUUUUCAGGCAUUGAGCUACACGCAGCUCAUGGGUAUCUCCUAGAUCAAUUCAUGAACGCCAAGUCCAACCAUCGCACAGAUGCCUACGGAGGAUCUCCAGAGAAACGCGCAAGGCUGCUGCUGGAAAUUCUACAGGGAUGCCGAGAAGUUGUCCCGAAAGGCUUUUGCAUCGGCGUCAAAAUGAACUCCGCGGACCACGGAGCUGCCAACUUGGAGGACACGAUGUCCCAGAUAGGUCUGCUGGUCGCGGCAGGCAUUGACUUCCUCGAAAUCAGCGGUGGCACUUAUGAGAACCCACGAAUGGUCGAGGGUGAUAAAUCACAGACAGUCAAGAAGAGUGCACGAACCGCCGCUCGCGAAGCCUUCUUCCUUGACUUUGCCAAAGAGACUCGCAACCAAUACCCAAAUCUCGUUCUCAUGUUGACCGGUGGCUUUCGCAGUCGUUCCGGUGCAGAAGCAGCGAUCAAAGAGAACGCUUGUGACAUAGUUGGUAUGGCGCGUCCGGCGGCCAUCAAUCCCAGCUUCCCGCAGGUACUUUUAGAUGAAAGCAUCCCAGACGAGGAUGCGCAGAUCUCGCUGAGUCGGGUUCGACCUGGUUUCCUUGCGACGCUGCUUCGCAGUCAAGUUUUAGGAGCCGGUGCUGAGACUGUAAGUUCUUUGCGCGCCGCUCUGCUUCAACACCGUUCACUUUGCACGCGCUAA
This is a messenger RNA of Penicillium olsonii, 1242 nucleotides long. The record is from the annotation of a GenBank genome assembly. NCBI's taxonomy places the organism in Eukaryota, Fungi, Ascomycota, Eurotiomycetes, Eurotiales, Aspergillaceae.